Molecule: messenger RNA, 919 nt
Organism: Uranotaenia lowii
Lineage: Eukaryota; Metazoa; Arthropoda; Insecta; Diptera; Culicidae
Product: glutamate--cysteine ligase-like
Biological process (GO): glutathione biosynthetic process
Cellular component (GO): glutamate-cysteine ligase complex
Molecular function (GO): glutamate-cysteine ligase activity
Source: RefSeq, a predicted model, not a curated record
CUCAACGAGAAGGAAGCCGCUGAUCCUAAUGGAGCAAAAUCUCUAUGGCGCCCGGAAUAUGGAACCUACAUGAUCGAAGGCACUCCGGGAAAACCGUACGGCGGCCUGUUGGCCCAUUUCAAUGUGGUCGAAGCUAACAUGCGAUACCGGAGAAUGGAGGUAACGGAAAUGUCCCCUGGGGAACGUGUCAUGUCGAUAACCAAUUUCCCCCGGCUGGGAUGUCCGAAUUUUACCUACCCUUCGGCCAAGCCUACACCCGAAGAUGAGACGUGUGCUGCGCGGUCUUUUUUCCCCUAUGACGCAAUCUUCCCGGGUCAUCCUCGCUUUAAAACACUUACCCGGAACAUUCGCCAGAGAAGGGGUGAGAAGGUUUCGAUCAAUCUACCCAUUUUCCGGGACAAGAACACCGUCAUUCCGGUGGAGGGUAGCCUGCCGGAUAAGCCAGACUUCGUUCACAUGGACGCCAUGGGUUUCGGAAUGGGGUGCUGCUGUCUGCAGUUGACCUUCCAGGCGUGUAACAUCAACGAGGCACGUACCCUGUACGAUCAGCUGACUCCGAUGUGUCCGAUCAUGUUGGCCCUGACGGCAGCCAGCCCGGCCUAUCGCGGCUACCUGACCGAUGUGGACUGUCGAUGGAACGUGAUUUCGGCCUCGGUCGAUUGUCGCACCAAGGAGGAGCGGGGCGAAGUUCCCCUGAAAAAUGAUCGCUUCCGGAUCUACAAAUCGCGCUAUGAUUCGAUCGAUUCGUACCUCUCCCCGGCUGGCGAUAAGUGAGUAUUGAUUUGCUAAGUUUUUUUUUAUCUGAAUCUAAAUUUGAAAUUUAAGUUGAAAUCUGAAUCCGAAUUUGAGAAUUUAAUCUUGAAUCUUAGGGUGAUACUGAAAUUCGAGAUAUAAAGCAAUAAUUGAAAUUAUGUCAAUA